GGAGGUGUCCCUGCCAUGGCAGGGGUGGCAGUGGGUGGGUUUCAGGUCCCUUCCCACCCAAACCAUUCCAGGAUUCCCUGCUCCCAUGACCCCCAGGAACUGAAGUCACUGCUCUCAGGGAUGAUCCCAGUUCUGUGCUCGUUUCCUGAUCCUGCAGAGCAAAAACCAAACCCCACUUUGGCAUUGUGGAUGCAAAUCUCUCCCUGCCAGGAAUGACACCCCCAGGCUGAAAUCAGAGGAAAUUCAUCAGACCUGUCCAGUUCCACAUUCCCUGGCUGGGAAUGGACGUGGCUCCAUGGAUAAUGUGGAUCUGCAGGAUUAAUGAUGGAGCUGUGCUGGGACAGGAGCUGGCCUGGAGUGGGAUGGCCUUGUCCCACCCUGGGCUGCUGCACCACGAAUUCCCCCAGCCCUGAGUCUGCCUGGCCGUGCUCAUUGCCAAGAAAAUUGGAGAGACUGAAACAGGAAUUCAGUGCUGGAUAGGGAAGCAAAAGCCGUUUAAGCUGAUGGCUCGAAGCAAUCCUUGCAUGACUCCCUUCUGUCCUUGGGGGCACAUCCCGAGCUGAGCCUCCAGGUGCAAAAAAAACAAUCUAAAUCUGGGUUAAUUCAGGAGCCGCGGGCAAACCCCAGCCCACGGCACACGCAGGGUGCUCCCACUGCAGGUCGGUGAGACGCAGCCCCAGGAGCUCCCAGUCCCGAGCUGAAAGGGAUCCCGAGGUGCCCAGGAGAGGAGCCGGGAUGCUCCCGGUGCCUGCGGGCACGGAACAGCACGGGGACAGCAGCCGGGAUGCUCCCGGUGCCUGCGGGCACGGAACCCGGGACAGCAGCCGGGAUGCUCCCGGUCCCUGCGGGCACGGAACCGGGACAGCAGCCGGGAUGCUCCCGGUGCCUGCGGGCACGGAACAGCACGGGGACAGCAGCGGGGCGGGGCCGGGGCUGCGGUGCCACCCGCGCGUCCCCUCCCGGUGUCACCGCAGGUGUCACCUGGUGUCCUGUCCCUCCCCAGGCUGCCCGACCGAGUGGGACGGGGUGAGCUGCUGGCCCGCCCUGCCCCUUGGCCAGUCCCGAGGUGUCGCCUGUCCCGAGAUCCUGAGCGUCUUCAAGAAGUCCAAAGGGCUGAUCCAGAGGAACUGCACCGAGUGGGGCUGGAGCCGCCCCAGCCCCCCCUACCACAGCGCCUGCCAGCUGGAGACCCUGGGCAGCAGCAACGACACCGAGGCCAAGAGAGGCCAUUUUGUCACCAUGAAGGUGCUCUACACCUGUGGCUACUCCACGUCGCUGGCAGCGCUGCUCCUGGCCAUCGGCAUCUUCUGCUGCUUCAGGAAGCUGCACUGCACCAGGAAUUCCAUCCACAUCCACUUCUUCACCUCCUUCAUCCUGCGGGGCACGGCCGUGUUCAUCAAGGACCGCGUCCUCUUCUCGGACGAGUCCAUCGACCACUGCACAAUGUCCACGGUGACCUGCAAGGCAGCCAUCGCCUUCUUCCAGUACUCAGUGCUGGCCAACUUCUACUGGCUGCUGGUGGAGGGGCUGUACCUGCAGACGCUGCUGCUGCUCACCUUCACCUGCGACAGGAUCUACACCUGGGGCUACGUCCUCAUCGGCUGGGGUGUCCCCAUGGUCACAGUCGGGGUGUGGGUGCUCACCAGGCUCCAGUAUGACAACCACGGGUGCUGGGAUGACUACUCCAGUGUGUACUGGUGGGUGAUCAAGGCUCCCAUCCUCCUGGCCAUAUUUGUGAACUUCCUCAUCUUCCUCAACGUCACCAGGAUGUUGGCACAGAAGAUCCGGUGCCCGGACCUCAGCAGAACCCACAAGCAGCAGUACAUGAGGCUGACCAAGUCCACGCUGCUGCUCAUCCCCCUCUUCGGGGUGCACUACGUGGUGUUCGCGCUCUUCCCCGAGCACGUGGGCGUGGACGCCCGGCUCUACUUCGAGCUGGUGCUGGGCUCCUACCAGGGCUUCCUGGUGGCUCUGCUCUACUGUUUCCUCAACGGGGAGGUCCAGGCUGAGAUCAGGAGGAACUGGGGCACGUGGCAGAGGUCCAUGGAGAGCAACGUCUUCAACCUGGCCACCCAGGACUUCACAGCGUGAGCAGGACAGCGCUCCUGGGCUGGAGCAGCUCCGUGCCCCCAGAAAGGCCCAACCCCCCUGAUUUCGGGGGUUCUGGGUCUGACACCUUCAGAGGGUGUUGGGAACAACCAGAAAGGCCCAACCCCCCUGAUUUCGGGGGUUCUGGGUCUGACACCCUCAGAGGGUGUUGGGAACAACCAUGGGAGAGGCUCUGCCUGCUCGGUGCUUGUGGAUCUUGCACCCUGUGGUAGCACCUCACCCCAGGGCUCUCUCUGCUUUGGGGCAGAGUUUCAGGAAAGGGAAGAGAAGUUCUCCAGUUUUCUGCCUGAAACUGGGGAGGAACACAAAAAUCCCUCUCCAAAGGACAGCUGGUGGGUUUUGUUUGCACUGAGGGAAAAGGAGCAGCACCGAUACUGGAGGGAUUCACUGAUUGAUGCUUUCCCCCUUCCUUUAUUUAUAAAAUCAUUUCCCAUCUGGGAAGAUUCCUAAACACAGCCAGGAGCACCCCUGGGGGUGUGGGGAGGAUACACCUCUACAAGAGACCCCCAGUGGCCUCAGGACCCAGUUCCUCCCCAGUUCCCAAAACGCUUCCCUUUCUCCUGUGUGGGUUGAUCAAAUUGGAGAUGUUCCCUUGCCAGGAGAGCUCUCCCAGUCCUUUGCUCUGAGGAAUGGGACUCAUCUGGCUUCCCUGGGGGGUCUUUUUCCAGGGACAGGAAGGGCUUUGACAAUAAAAUCUCAUUCCA
Passer montanus (Eurasian tree sparrow) is the source of this 2813-nucleotide messenger RNA. Its product is annotated as vasoactive intestinal polypeptide receptor 1-like. Gene Ontology annotation, biological process: cell surface receptor signaling pathway; adenylate cyclase-modulating G protein-coupled receptor signaling pathway. The record is from RefSeq and is a predicted model, not a curated record. NCBI's taxonomy places the organism in Eukaryota, Metazoa, Chordata, Aves, Passeriformes, Passeridae. The coding region runs from base 736 to 2091 and encodes 451 amino acids. Gene Ontology annotation, molecular function: vasoactive intestinal polypeptide receptor activity; G protein-coupled peptide receptor activity; peptide hormone binding. The transcript is spliced from 11 exons. Gene Ontology annotation, cellular component: plasma membrane.